Messenger RNA from Humulus lupulus (European hop), 452 nucleotides. Its product is annotated as probable beta-1,4-xylosyltransferase IRX14H. The coding region runs from base 140 to 373 and encodes 77 amino acids. Gene Ontology annotation, cellular component: Golgi membrane. Gene Ontology annotation, molecular function: xylosyltransferase activity; galactosylgalactosylxylosylprotein 3-beta-glucuronosyltransferase activity. NCBI's taxonomy places the organism in Eukaryota, Viridiplantae, Streptophyta, Magnoliopsida, Rosales, Cannabaceae. The transcript has 2 exons. Gene Ontology annotation, biological process: glucuronoxylan biosynthetic process; plant-type secondary cell wall biogenesis. The record is from RefSeq and is a predicted model, not a curated record.
UCCGAAUCAGACCUUGGCCGCAUCCGAAUCCGACUGAGGUCAUGAAGGCGCACCAGAUUAUUGACACGGUUCAGAGGGAGCAGAGGCGUCAAUUUGGAGUCAAGAACCCUAGAACCGUCAUUGUGGUGACUCCCUUCACAUGACCGGUCUGAUGCACUCGCUGAUGUUGGUGCCGUACGAAGUUGUUUGGAUCGUGGUGGAGGCUGGUGGAGCUAGCAAUGAGACCGAUUCGAUCCUCGCCAAGUCGGGACUUCGGACCAUUAACGUUGGAUUCGAGCAGCCGAUGCCGAAUUCUUGGGAGGGUCGUCAUCGAUUGGAGGCUCAGAUGAGGCUUCGUGCAUUGAGGAAAAUGGGUAUUCUCGAGACAUUCUGACUACGGUGCACAGAAGUAGAGCUGACUGUCCACAACCUGAGGUUUAAAGUUGUUGAACCCUUGUGCAAUCUUAUUUUCG